CUGUAGUCAGUCAGACUCUGACGUGAAAACACAUUGACAGGCUCGAGCAUUUCACAUCUUCACAUCUUUCUUUCCAGAAUGUACCAUUGUGACAGUGAAGGAAAUCGAGUCACCGUUGAAAAAAAGAUCAGAGACGUCACAGGGGAAAUUUUCAGUUAAAGAUGUUGCGACUCGUAGCCCUUCUUGGAAUAGCUAGUCUGCUAGUAUGCCAGUCGGCCGGUCAGGAUGCUGCAAACGCGGAGGAACAAGAAGACUUUUACCCUGCUGAGAGGACGAAUGGUUUUGACAAUUUAAAAGGAAUCAGGGACAGUGAUGACCAGCAUCUACACAGCGCCACCAAGCGAGAUGUUAGCGACAGGCAACGUGAGAUUGAUCUGGCAGCGCAGCAGCCAUUCUACCCGUACGGCAGGAGAACAGACGUACCGGGCCGGCCCAGCGGCUUCGUAUUCGGCAAGAGAGGGCAAUUCUUCCUCCCUUACCAGUAUCAAAAGCGGGAACUAGAUGAGGUCAACCCGUACAGCGUAGCCAAGCGAGACGACGAGUUGACCGGUCUGGAGGAGGAGCUUGACGCCAGCAAACGGUCCAAUGGACCGUAUAGCAUGAGCGGGCUGCGCUCGCUCACUUUCGGCAAGCGUGAAGACGCGUGGAGCCCGGAAAAGAGAGCCGAUCUGUUCCGCUCCUACGCAUUCGGCAAGCGGGCCCUUGGCAGCAACUUUGCCUUCGGCAAGCGUGGCUACUCCUCCUUCGACUUCGGCAAACGCGCGGGACUCGGCAGCAGCUUUACCUUCGGCAAGAGAGGGGUCCCGGAUGUGGACAGAUUCGCCGAUGAGGACGCCCUCCUGCAGGACAACAAGCGCGCCCUCGGCAGCAGCUUCUCGUUCGGCAAGCGGAGCGGUCUGUCCAGCUUCACCUUCGGCAAGCGGGCGGGUGAACGAUAGAACACUGAGGGCGUCCUAUCGCAUACCCAACACUUGUAACAGAUUCACUAUUAUUCUUAUUAUUUCAACUCACGUUUGAUUGACCACUGGUUUAUGUUUUUACGAAAAGACCAGAAUGCUGGUCAUUCAGUUUUUAGCCUUAAAAUAGUUUAGCCCUGUCAAGGGACAUUUAAUACAGGAGAGAGAAAAAAAAGGAGAAAACUAAACAGUUGACCAUGGAAUACGUUUGUAAAUAAAGAUAACAGUUACAAUCUAUACUAGAAAAUGACGAAGAUUUCUUGUAAGAAAGGUCAUUAAAAUUUAUGACCAAAAUAUAUUUUCUUUUUUCCUUUUAAAGUUUUCGCCAAAUUUUCAGAUCCCUUAAAUAGUGUUUCUACUCGGGAGUUAUGUUAUAGCUAUGUGAUGAUAAAGUACUUCUUUAUUUGCGUACUUUGGAUAAACUAUGAAGUGCAAAUUGCACAUAUUUGGCAAAUCAUCCAAUUGUAUUUAUUUACUUCAUUAAUAAUAGUUACAGUAGAAGGUGUUAAAGCAAACAACAGUAAAAUCAAGACGGAUUUAAUGUAUUUACUUUAGGCUUGAUGAUUUUUAUUAAAGUCGGUUACGAGACAUU
This is a messenger RNA of Patiria miniata (bat star), 1548 nucleotides long. RefSeq lists its product as uncharacterized. The transcript has 4 exons. The record is from RefSeq and is a predicted model, not a curated record. The coding region runs from base 162 to 938 and encodes 258 amino acids. Lineage: Eukaryota; Metazoa; Echinodermata; Asteroidea; Valvatida; Asterinidae.